Molecule: messenger RNA, 819 nt
Organism: Dovyalis caffra
Lineage: Eukaryota; Viridiplantae; Streptophyta; Magnoliopsida; Malpighiales; Salicaceae
Source: the annotation of a GenBank genome assembly
AUGGCUUCAAUUCUCUCCUUCUGUCUCUUACUUUUUCUCUCCCUUUCCAUCACCACAGAGACAAACUGCGAACAACCCACAGAACAUAAACGAGCAACUCAACCGGAGAUUGUCCAAGCUUGUAAAGCAACUAGAUUUCAAGACACUUGUGUCUCAUCUAUGUCUAACUCUAACGUCCCUAAAAACGAAACCCCGCUUCAAAUCAUCCGAUCAGCAAUCUCUAUUUCCGAAGCUAACCUUAAAACUGACCAAUCAAUGGUCAAGUCUAUCUUAGACACGUCCAAAGACAACGCAAACCGCACAAGAGCCGCAAAGACCUGCGUUGAAACGCUAGAGAAUUCACAGUACCGUAUAACAAGAACGACGGAGGAUGGUUUGCCAGGCAACACGAAAAACGCUCGGGCUUGGAUGAGUGCUGCGUUGUUGUACCAAAACGUCUGCUUGGGACAAUUGAAGUAUGUCAACGACACGUCGCUCACUAACCAGACGAUGUCGUUUCUGAACGCGACGGCAAGUCUUACCAGUAAUGCACUGAGCAUGAUUGUGUCUUAUGAUGUUUUUGGUAAUGACACCAAAUCGUGGGGUCCACCGCAAACAGAGCGUGACGGGUUUUGGGAGAUUUCUGGGACGGUGGAGGAGGUAGGUUUGAGGUAUAGAGGUGGAUUUCCGCCUAAUUUAACGACGGACGUGAUGGUGUCUAUGGAUGGAAACGACGGCGGGUGCUAUAAAACGGUGCAGGAGGCCGUUAAUACGGCACCGGAUAAUGAGUGGGGACGUAGGUAUGUGAUACGUAUUAAGGAGGAGUUUAUGAGGAGAUAG